UGGAAAGCCAAUCACGUUCUUGCUUGGUUGGAGUUUGAGAUGAACAUGAGAUGCUAUUCCAGCAAUUGUAGAGAAAAUAUAAAAAGUGGGAAGGUCUUACUAUCAAUGACGGACCAGGAACUCAGCACAUCCCUGAAUCUUCUAUCCCCAAUGCACAAAAGAAAACUCAGAGUAGCCAUUGAGAGACUGAGGAGCCCACUAAAUAUACUUGAUAACCACCAACACAGCAAAUAUCCAAUGAUGGAUCGACUAACAACCACGUGGAUAUGUUCAAGAUGGCUGACAGACAUCGGCCUGCCUCAGUACGUUUCAAUUUUUGAGGCGCAUCUAAUUGACGGACGUGUCUUGAACUCGCUGACGGCGAAAGAUCUGGAGAAGAAGAUGGCGAUGACGACGAGAACCCACGUCACGAGUGUGCUGACCGCUGUUCAACUGCUCACUAUGCUGGAGUACGAUCAUCAACAUCAACAACAACAUCAACAACAACAUCAACAACAACGUCAACAAGAUUGCUUGUACUGGACGAAUGAUGACGUCAUUAAGUGGAUUGAUUCGAUUGAUCUGCAAGAGUACUCGUGCAAUCUGAAACAGUCAGGCGUGCACGGAGCUCUUAUUGUUCUAGAUCAAAAAUUCAACGCUGAGUUGCUGGCUGCCGAGUUGGGCAUCCUAUCAGAUAAGACCUACCUCAUCAGACAUCUUGCCGUAGAGCUGCAGUGUCUUCUGCAACAAACUGCUAGGUUGGCUGUUUGGCUGAUAUGUUGA
Messenger RNA from Helobdella robusta, 762 nucleotides. RefSeq lists its product as hypothetical. NCBI's taxonomy places the organism in Eukaryota, Metazoa, Annelida, Clitellata, Rhynchobdellida, Glossiphoniidae. The annotation marks the transcript as partial. The transcript is spliced from 5 exons. Gene Ontology annotation, molecular function: protein binding. The record is from RefSeq and is a predicted model, not a curated record.